UUUAGCAUUUUACACCUUCAAAAAAACCUUUGACUAUAAAAUCUUCAAUUAUUAUCAUCUUUCCAAAACACACACAUACACCAAAAAACGUUUAUUUUUUUCCUCAUAUCAUCAAUUAAUGGCUUUCAAGCAUAAUCUUGUUAACAGGAUGUUCAACAUCUGUAACAACAAUUUCUCCAACCAAACAUUACGCAACUGUCGCAUUUCCCGCUCUUCCUCGGCAAUCACUGCCGAUCAUUUUCCGAUGCCACCCAGUCCUAACCGGGUGGCACCGGAUCCCGGAGACGAUAACCAAACCCUUCUCCGCCGCUUUCUCGUCCCGGAUAUCCUCCGGUCGAGAAACCAAACCAUGUUGGAGAAGCUAAAAGAAAUUAACAUUACAAGAGACAGAAUCCGUUUAGACGGACUCUCUCCACUGCCAGCUCAUCCCGAGUCAUCUCAGGAUGAGCUGACGCUUGCAUAUGCUAAGAAAAUACUUAGAAUAUCUCAAAUUGAAAAUAUGAAAACAAAGCUAAAGAGCCAUACAAAAAACUGUAUCUCGUAUGACGAGUUUAUUGAAAUUUGCGUUGGUGAAUGUCCGAGUAUCGAUCAAGCCAUGGAUUUAGCCAAAGCCUUAGAUGAUUCGGGUUCGGUCAUCGUGUUAGGAAACGUUGUGUUUCUAAAGCCUCAACAGGUAAUGAAAGCCAUACAUGGCUUGAUGCCCAAUAAUUUGCCGGCGACACACAAUGCGCCGUUGAAGGAAUUGGAAGAGAUGGAGCAAUGGAAGUCUACUAUCGACGCUAAGGCAAAAAAGAUGGUUCAAAGAGAGCUAUGGGGCGGUCUUGCGUACCUAAUGGUCCAGACCGCAGGGUUCAUGAGGCUCACAUUUUGGGAACUCUCAUGGGACGUCAUGGAGCCCAUUUGCUUUUAUGUUACGUCAAUGUAUUUCAUGGGUGGCUAUGCGUUUUUCUUGAGAACGGCUAAAGAGCCUUCUUUCGAGGGGUUCUUUCAGAGCCGAUUUAGUUCAAAACAAAAGAAGCUCAUGAAACGCGAAGGGUUUGAUGUGGAAAAGUACAAGGAGUUGAGGAAAGCAUGUUACCCACAUGAAGAGGCAUGGCCAAGGGAAAAUGGACUAGUAGAUGACAUUGCUAAAAAGUCAUUUACUUGAACAUACAUUCAAAUUGAAAAUGCACAACAAAUAUAAUUCUUAUUUUUAAGUUACCCCAAAUUAAUGGCUUAUAUCUAAUUUGGCCCCAUUAGGCUGAGCAGCGGCAUUAUGUAAACUUAACAUGGAGAGUCAAAGUUUUGUUUUUGUUUUCUCUA
Messenger RNA from Erigeron canadensis, 1302 nucleotides. RefSeq names its product calcium uniporter protein 2, mitochondrial-like. Gene Ontology annotation, molecular function: calcium channel activity; uniporter activity. Gene Ontology annotation, cellular component: mitochondrial inner membrane; uniplex complex. Gene Ontology annotation, biological process: calcium import into the mitochondrion; mitochondrial calcium ion homeostasis. The transcript is spliced from 2 exons. The record is from RefSeq and is a predicted model, not a curated record. Bases 119 to 1147 code for a protein of 342 amino acids. Lineage: Eukaryota; Viridiplantae; Streptophyta; Magnoliopsida; Asterales; Asteraceae.